Molecule: messenger RNA, 2652 nt
Organism: Trematomus bernacchii (emerald rockcod)
Lineage: Eukaryota; Metazoa; Chordata; Actinopteri; Perciformes; Nototheniidae
Product: solute carrier family 13 member 2-like
Exons: 12
Coding region: 68-1873 (601 amino acids)
Biological process (GO): monoatomic anion transmembrane transport
Cellular component (GO): membrane
Molecular function (GO): transmembrane transporter activity
Source: RefSeq, a predicted model, not a curated record
CGUAUGUGUUUAGCUCAAUUUAAUAAGUCUUGACCCUGUGGAUAGUUCACUCUCCCCUGGUUCAAUCAUGGGAUCUUCCAGGAGAACUAUACAUAUUUGUUUAAGGUGGAUGUGGUACCACAGAAACUACAUCAUCAUCGUGGUCCUUCCGCUGGCACUGCUUCCUCUGCCACUCGUCAUCCCUACACAGGAAGCCAAAUGUGGUUAUGCGAUCAUCCUCAUGGCUCUGUACUGGUGCACAGAGUGCAUGCCUCUGGCCGUGACCGCACUGCUGCCGGUCGUCCUCUUCCCUAUGAUGGGCAUCAUGAAGGCUGCAGAUGUCAGUAUUGAGUAUCUGAAAGACUCUAACAUGCUGUUCAUUGGGGGCCUGUUGGUGGCCAUCGCUGUGGAGCAAUGGAGCCUUCAUACCCGCAUCGCUCUCCGAGUGUUGCUGCUGGUCGGCGUCCGUCCCGCCCUGUUGAUGAUGGGCUUCAUGAUCGUCUCGUCCUUCCUGUCAAUGUGGAUCAGUAACUCGGCCACCACGGCCAUGAUGCUGCCCAUCGCCUCGGCCGUGCUGCAGCAGCUGAAGGCCACCGAGACCCAGGCGGACGAGCGGGACUUCCAGGCCGCAGCUCAGGACAACCAGGCGUUUGAGCUUGAGAUUAGUAAAAGUAAACAGGAGAUGAGUGAAGAGAAACACCCUGACACCAAGGCUCAGCUGGACAAUGGACAGUGUGAAAAUGGCUUGAGUGCAGAGUCACUGCAGGACUCCAAGAGAAGAGUGAUGGAUGAGAAGUACACUCUCCUGACCAAAGGGAUGAGUCUGAGUGUGUGUUACGCUGCCAGCAUCGGAGGAACGGCUACACUCACCGGCACGACCCCUAACAUCAUCCUUAAGGGUCAAAUCGACAAGCUCUUCCCUGGGAACGGGGAUGUGAUCAACUUUGCCAGCUGGUUUGGCUUUGCUUUCCCCAACGCGCUGAUCAUGCUGGUGCUGGCAUACUUCUGGCUUCUGUUUAUGUUCCUGGGGUUCAACCUGAAGAAGUCAUUUGGCUGCGGUGUGAAUAACGACAGAGACAAGGAGGCGUACAAGGUGAUGAGGCAGGAGUACAAGAAGCUGGGCAGCGUGAGGUUUGCUGAGUGGGCCGUGCUCAUCAUCUUCGUCCUGCUGGUGGUCCUGUGGUUCAGCCGGGAGCCGGGCUUCAUCGACGGCUGGGCAACUGUGCUCUUCAAUAAAGGGGGACCGUUUGUGUCAGAUGGAACCGUCGCCAUCUUUAUGUCGAUGCUCUUCUUCAUCAUCCCCUCCCAGAGGCCUCGGUGUGGAGGCUACGGUACCGACGAAAAUGGUCAGACGGUGAAUAGCCCCCCAACUCUGCUGAGCUGGCAGGUUGUCCACGAGCGAAUGCCCUGGAACAUCAUCCUGCUGCUGGGAGGAGGCUUCGCUCUGGCUGCUGGCAGCGAGGAGUCGGGUCUGUCCAAGUGGCUGGGAGACUGCUUGGCCCCUCUGGAGCAAAUACCACCUUUCGCCAUCUCGCUGGUGCUCAGCCUGCUGGUGGCCACGUUCACCGAGUGCUCCAGCAACACGGCCACCACCACCCUGUUCCUGCCCAUCCUGGCCUCCAUGGCCGUAGCUAUUAAGAUUCACCCGCUGUACGUGAUGCUGCCCUGCACCAUCGCCGCCUCCCUGGCCUUCAUGCUGCCGGUCGCCACCCCCCCCAACGCCAUCGCCUUCGCUUUUGGAAAACUCAAAGUCAUAGACAUGGUGAAAGCCGGCUUCAUGCUGAACAUCAUCGGGAUUUUAUCUGUUAAUUUAGGCGUCAACACCUGGGGAUAUGCCAUGUUUGACAUGGGAAACAUUCCUCAUUGGGUCAACAUUACAAAUAGUAAACCUUGAGUACUGAACAGCUGAAAACAGCAACGUUUUCAAAAGUGUUUCUUUAUAAUAGUGUAAAUUAUUGAUUCAACGAGAAAAAAGAGAAAAAGCAGCAUAAGCUUUGAUUAUUACAGAAGGAAAGUACAAGAAGAGCAAAUCAAAGGUUGUUUACAGUUUAUGUGGUAAAGAAAAAAAGGUUUAAAGAUUAUCUAAAGAAAAAUAAUAUUUAGACCAAGUUUAACCUAACAGUUAUGCACCACACACUUUUACACAGGUUUACGACUAUAAAACACGACCUUGGUGAAGAGCAAAACGGUGAUUGAUUUACAAAAAGAGAGAUAACAGAGAUAAGAUUGAAGCUCUAUCGACUCUGAGGUCUAUUAUUAGACAGACUCUCCCCUCUAGUACUUCCUCGUGUCAGGACAAAUGAAGUGUUCAUUAGGAAAAAUAACUGAGGUCACUUGUAUUGUACACAGUUCCCUGAAUGUGACGUCAUAUUAUUGAUCUAUUUAUCACUCACAAAUGAUGCAAAGAUGCAGUACACUGUGUGUUUGAUUGAUUCUUUCAAAUGUAAUUAUUCUGAGUGAUGUUUACAGACGAUAUGUAAAUGAGAUGAAUUAAUUGUAUCAGUAGAUUUAACUUAUUACUGUAGUUCUUUUGUUGGACCCUAAAGUCUUGGUUUUCUGUUGCACUUUUAUUUUUUAUCAGUGUUUUUGUCACACUGACUGUAUGUGAACAAGCAUUAACUGUACAUUUCUUAAUGUUCUGUGAUUAUUUGUAUUCCUCCAAGGGAAAAUAAA